CAAACCUACUCUGUAUUUAAAACUGUCACAUGGAGAAAACUAUAACUGUCACAUGGAGAAAACUAUCUUGUGAGUACUCUGGACUGCAGAGUCAAAAUUACUGAUGAAGAGCCCACCUUUCUUUCUUUCUUUCUUUCUACUACAACACCACCACCCCAUCAUUAAUGGCGGAAACCUCAUGAAACCCGCACACACGCACACACGCACACACUACUUUUCUUCUUCUCAUUCAAUGCAUGUAGUUAUAAAUGUCUUAUUCUGUCUCAUACUCUUAUAGCAACUACUACUUCUCCACUUUCUCCAUUACACAUAUAAUAUACCCGCCACAACCCUUUAUUUUUUUUAUAAUCGUGGUGUUCGAGUCAGCUUGUAUUCACUCGACUAAUUUCAAUACUUUGCUUCUUUUAGUUCCACCUUUUUUUAGCCCAUUUAUUAGUGCUUCAUUAUUGAGCUUUCUUUUCUUUUUGUUUCUUUCUCUCGACCCCCAUACUGGGUUUUUUUAAUUCUUUUCCCUUUUUUUUUUUUUUGUAAUCUUGUUUCACUUCUUCCAAAAUAUCUCUGCUAGGGAAAAGAAAAACAUUCCCUUCAAUGUGCAGUUUAGCUUGUUUGUCUGUUUUUUCUUAAUGGGUAUUUGUCAAGAUUUGCAUUUGGAGUUUUAGUUUAAUUUUCUCCCAAAAAACAGUGGAAGUAUUCUAUCCAUUUGUAGGUUUUUUUUUUCUUAAUGGGUAUUUGUCAAGAUUUGCAUAUGGAGCAUAAUUAGUUUGAUUUUCUCCCAAAAGCAGUGAAAGUAUUUUAUCCAUUUGGAGUUUUCUCUUUAGCUUAUUCAUAAAUUUCUGUUGAGUAUUACUAUAUGGGAAUUUGAGAUUUUCCACACUGUGUUAAAUGGGGUGGUUGAAGAUAUUUGUCGUAGUUGUAUUCAUGUGGGGUUUGUUGAUCCCAAAUACUCAUCAGUUAGGGUCUUAUGAAACUCAAAUUAUCGUCCAGUUGAGGAAGCAUUUGGAAUAUCCAGUGCAGAUGGAUGUUUUGGAGAAUUACAAUGGUGACUUUUGCAAUUUGAGUUCAACACUGAGUAUGAGUAUUAUUUGCCAGAAUAACUCUGUUACUGAGCUCAAAAUUAAGGGAGAUAAACUAGUUAAGGUCAAUGAAUUCCAUGGAGUUGCAGUUCCAAACAAUACUUUAUCUGAGCAUUUCUCCAUUGAGUCUUUUGUUACUACUUUGACAAGGUUAAGUAGUUUAAAGGUUCUAACUUUGGUUUCUUUGGGCAUUUGGGGACCCCUUCCUGUUAAAAUUCAUCGGUUGUCUUUGUUAGAGGUUUUGGAUAUGAGUUCAAAUUUUUUGUUUGGUUCGGUUCCAGUUGAGAUGUCUACAAUGGUAAAGCUUCAUACUUUGGCAUUUGAUGGGAACUUUUUCAAUGAGACUCUUCCUGAUUGGUUGGGUUCAUUGCCGAAUAUCGCUAUUUUAAGUAUGAAAAAUAAUAGGUUGAAGGGUCAAUUUCCUCGUUCAAUUUCGAAAAUUACAAGCCUAACUGAUAUUGUUCUGUCACACAAUGCACUUUCUGGUGAAUUACCUGAUUUAAGUGCUUUGUCUAAUUUGCAUUUGUUGGAUUUAAGAGAAAAUCAUUUGGAUUCUGAAUUGCCAACUUUGCCACAAGGAUUGACCACUAUUCUUCUUAGUAGUAAUGCUUUCUCUGGAGAGGUGCCAGAAGAAUAUGGCAAACUAAAUCAACUUCAACACCUUGAUCUAUCGAAUAAUGCUCUUACCGGAAUGCCUCCUGUUGAUUUGUUCUCUUUGCCAAGUGUUAGUUACUUGAAUUUAGCGUUUAACGUCCUGAGUGGUUCACUUCCUGAACAUCUCAUCUGUGGGAGUGAACUUGGUUUUGUUGAUAUUUCUGAUAAUAGACUGCUUGGUAUGGUUCCUUCUUGUUUGAAUGCCAGUUCAGAUAAGCGAAUUGUUAAAGUUAGUGGAAACUGUUUGUCUGUGGAUACACAAUAUCAGCACUCGGAGUCCUACUGCAAACAAGCUAGUUUAGCUAAGAAACAAACCACUGGAAAAGAGAUAGCAAUAUUGGUAGGUGUUGUUGGGGGAGCUUUGAUACUUGUGGUGUUUUUGGCAGUUGUGCUUCUCUUCUUUUGUAGAAGAUCACAGCAUACACGUCACGAUGUGGAUCGGUACAUGUUUCCCAAAGUUGUGCAAGAUAAUGUACAACCCAAUAUUUCUGCUGAGCUCCUGGCAAAUGCUAGAAUCAUUUCUCAAGCAGCAGCACUAGGAUCGCAAGGUGCUCCAUCAUAUCGGGUGUUCUCCAUGGAAGAGUUGGAAGAAGUGACAGAAAAGUUUGAUAAAUCAGUAUUGCUCGGUGAAGGCUCCAUUGGAAAAAUUUACAAGGGAAAAUUAGAGAAUGGAACCUAUGUUGCUGUAAGGGAAUUGGCUGUUUAUAGACGAUGCACUAGGUGGAACUUCAAACUUCGAAUGGAUUUGCUGUCAAAGUUUCGUCAUCCACAUUUAGUUAGCCUUCUGGGUCACUGCAUUGACGGUCCGGUGCAAGAUGACUCAACCAUCCACAGACUUUUUCUGGUUUAUGAAUUUAUUCCUUGUGGAAACUUCCGUGCUCGUCUUUCAGAAACCACUCCGGGAAAGGUUCUCAAGUGGUCAGACAGGUUGGCGAUUUUGAUUGAUGUUGCCAAGGCUGUGCACUUUCUCCACACGGGCGUAAUUCCUCCUUCAUUUGGCAAUAGCUUGAAGACAGAUAGUAUAUUGCUCGAUGAGCAUCAGAUUGCAAAACUUAGUGAUUUUGGAAUGUCAAUCCUUAUGGAAGAAAGUGAAAAAGUUGAGGCAAAAGGAGAUGGCUGCAACUCCUGGCACAGGAGAACGAAAGAAGACGAUGUGUAUAACUUUGGUUUCAUAUUACUGGAGUCACUGGUGGGUCCUUUUUUCAGUGGAAAAGGGGAAACAUUUUUGCUCAAUGAAAUGGCAUCCUUUGGUAGCCAAGACGGUCGGCGCAAAAUUGUGGAUCCUGCUGUGCUAACCACUAGCUCCCAAGAGUCUUUGUCAAUUGUAAUAUCAAUCACCAACAAAUGCAUAUCUCCCGAGUCACAGAGUCGCCCCUCGUUUGAGGAUGUCCUCUGGAACCUACAAUAUGCUGCUCAAGUCCAGGCUACAGCCGAUACAGAUCAAAGAUCUGAUGCAACUUCAUUGUCAUGAGGUAUUCAAGAAAUUCAACUGCAUCUCAUCAGCAAUACUUGCUCAUGCUGCUGUCUCAAUGGAGAGGCAAGUUAGCUGACUGCUUGUGGAGCACAAAAUGGUUGCAAACCUCAGCGCAUGUUCAAUCUCCUCGUUAUCUUUUCCUUUGUAUAAAAAUGUAAAUUCGUCGAUUUUUUGGAUUUUUAGAAUUUAGAAGUAGGUGAUGUUGCAAAACAGAGGCCUAUCCUUUACAUGAAUUUGCAUUACCCUCCUUCAGAAUGCAUCGGAAAACAAGAGACAGAAGGCUUAGUGUCUGUCCAACCUCAAAGUUGCCCUUCAUUCUUUCAUAGGGCAUGUGUCCAAAUCCUAAAUAAUAUCAAGAAGAAACAUGGGCAGAUGUCCGUUUUCUUUUAUGUUA
Molecule: messenger RNA, 3595 nt
Organism: Capsicum annuum
Lineage: Eukaryota; Viridiplantae; Streptophyta; Magnoliopsida; Solanales; Solanaceae
Product: probable inactive leucine-rich repeat receptor-like protein kinase At3g03770
Exons: 7
Coding region: 883-3198 (771 amino acids)
Biological process (GO): protein phosphorylation
Molecular function (GO): protein binding; protein kinase activity; ATP binding
Source: RefSeq, a predicted model, not a curated record